AUGCAAAAAUCUCCGACAGUAGCUAUUAUUGGUGGUGGUAUAGCUGGACUUGUUUCAGCUUAUUAUCUUGCUCAAAAAGCAACACUUUCAAAAAUUCCUCAUUUACGUAUACUACUUCUUGAAAGAUCAUCACGUUUUGGUGGUUGGAUAAGAUCUGAACAACUUCCAACAAAAUAUGAUUCACAUAUAUUUGAACUUGGUGCACGAACAUUACGAUUACAAAGUGGUGUUGCUUCUUUAAGUAGUCAUUCAGCUAUAAAUACAUUAAAAUUACUUGAACAAUUAAAUAUAUUUGAUAGUCAAUUUUGUCCAAUUGAUAAAACAGCUCCAGCUAAUAAAAAUAAACUUAUUUAUUAUAAUAAAAAUUUAGUUAAUUUAAAUGAUUUAUCAUUUAUAUAUGGUGGAAAACCAUUACGUUAUCCACCUAUUGUCUAUGGUCUAUAUGAAUAUUUUUCACAAAAAGGACGAUAUGCGGUUCAAGACGAAAGUAUCAAAUCAUUUAUUUAUCGUCGUUUUGGUGAUGUUCUCGGUGAAGAAAUUGUUGAAUAUCUAUUAGAUCCAGUUUUAAAAGGUAUAUAUGCUGGUAGUGUAACAAAUUUAAGUGCUCGAAGUGUAUUAAAAAAAGUAUUUGAACUUGAACAACGUCAUGGUUCAUUAUUACGUGGUAUGUUAAAGACAAGAAAUAAUAAACAAAAAGAAGAUCCCAUACAUAAUCUUUUUAAUGAUUUAAAUUUAAAAGAUUAUUCAUCAAUAUUAAAUAAAUAUGCAAUUUAUUAUUUAAAAGAUGGAAUGGAAAUGCUUGUAAAAACAUUAGUUGAUCAUUUAAAAUCAUUAUCAAAUGUUGAAUUAAUAUCUAAUCAACAUAUUCAAAAAAUUAAAUUUUUAGAAAAUAAUGUUGAAAUUUCAACACGAUCAAAUGAAAUCUAUUCAGUUGAUCAUUUAAUUAGUGCAAUGCCAUCGUUUGAAUUAGCUAAUCUUCUUGACGAUAAACAACAUGAAAUUUUACGAUCAAGAUUAAAUCAAAUAUCAUUUGUUAAUAUGAUUGUUAUUAAUUUACUUUAUUUAAAAGAAAAUAUUUUUCCAAAAGAAGCUUUUGGUUAUUUGAUUCCAUCACGUGAACAAUCAAAUUUACUUGGAGUUCUAUUUGAUUCAUGUAUACGACAUACAACUGAUAAACAAAAACAUGGAUCACAAUUAACUGUUAUGAUGGGUGGAGCAUGGUAUGAUCAAUUAAGAUUAGGACAAUGUACAGAUGAACAAUUAUUGGAUAUCGUUACAAAAGAAUUAAAAAAACAAAUGAAUUUAGAUGAAAAACCAUUAGUUUAUUCAAUAGGAAGAUUAAAUAAAGCAAUACCAAAUUACAAUGUUGGACAUCAAGAUGUUCUUGAUGAUAUUUAUGCUAUUAUACGACGUGAUAAAUUACCAUUAACACUUGUUGGAAAUUCAUAUCGUGGUGUUGGCAUUAGUGAUGUAAUUUAUGAUACUCGAGUUGAAAUGGAAUAUCUUAAUUUAAACUCUACAGAAGCAAAACAGUGA
This is a messenger RNA of Adineta steineri, 1536 nucleotides long. The record is from the annotation of a GenBank genome assembly. NCBI's taxonomy places the organism in Eukaryota, Metazoa, Rotifera, Eurotatoria, Adinetida, Adinetidae.